CUCUGAAUUGCAAGAAAGGCGUUGAAACCAGACAACAGCGGAGAAGGAACGGGAUAACUAACCACUCGAUGGAGAUAACGAAAGCAACAGCAACAUCAACAUUAGCAGCAGCAAUUCACAAUCUUUCCUUAAGCUCCUUGUCUUCAACAAUUAGACCUCGACCUCGACCUUAUUCACAUUCUGGUUUUUCUAAAUUCCCUCUUGUGUCUCGGCCAACGUCUCUCACCGCUACUUGCUCUCUUCCCAAUGAAACAACUACUUCCACAACAAAGGUUGCUGGUGCUGACACUUCUCUUCAAGUGAAGAAGAGAGCAGCUGAUUUGUCCCCUGAAUUGAAGGGAACUUCUAUUUUCCUUUUAGGAAUGAGAGGUCCUCUAAAAACCAAUUUGGGUAAGCUUUUGGCGGAUGCAUUGAGAUAUUAUUAUUUUGACAGUGAUAGUUUGGUUGAGGAAGCUGCCGGUGGUGAAUUUGCUGCCAGAUCUUUGAAGGAGAGAGAUGAGAAGGGAUUUCGCGAAUCUGAGACUGAAGUAUUGAAGCAGCUAACAUCUAUGGGUCGGCUCGUGGUAUGUGCUGGAGAUGGUGCAGUUCAAAGUUCAACCAACCUGGGACUUCUGAGACAUGGGAUCUCACUAUGGAUUGAUGUACCCUUAGACAUUGUUGCAAGGGGGAUGGUUGAAGACAAGACUCAACUUGCUGCAUCAGAAUCUCAUUCAGAGGUGUUAGAGCAGGUAGUCGCUACAUAUGAAGAGCUGAGAGCUGGUUAUGCUACAGCUGAUGCAAAAAUUUCGCUCCAGAAUAUAGCUGUCAAAUUAGGUUAUGAUGAACUGGAUUCGGUAACAACGGAGGACUUGGCAUUGGAGGUACUCAAGGAGAUAGAAAAACUGACAAGAGUAAAGAAAAUGAUGGAAGAGGCAGCAAGACCUUUUUAGCAAACUCUAGCUGUGUUUUCAACACACGUAACAAUUUUUCAUGAGCUUAUGUUUUCAUGGUAUGCCAUUAAAUGUGCAGUUAUAUCCUGCAAUUGUUUGUAAUCGAAGAUUGGCAUAUGAGGUUACAUGGUUUGAAUUGAAACUCACACCCUUGGUCAAUUACACAUAUCAGUAGAUAUAUCUGUUUUUAAUUGUUCA
This is a messenger RNA of Populus trichocarpa (black cottonwood), 1127 nucleotides long. RefSeq names its product probable inactive shikimate kinase like 1, chloroplastic. Gene Ontology annotation, cellular component: chloroplast. The transcript is spliced from 10 exons. The coding region runs from base 69 to 929 and encodes 286 amino acids. NCBI's taxonomy places the organism in Eukaryota, Viridiplantae, Streptophyta, Magnoliopsida, Malpighiales, Salicaceae. The record is from RefSeq and is a predicted model, not a curated record.